AUGAAGCUUUUACAUUUGUUCCUUGUUGUGAUUAUUGCUGAAGAAGUUUUCUCGGGUGAAGGCAAUUCUUGCUCAAGUCCACCUUUGCCGUUCAGCCCAAAAUCAACUGGAAAUCAAAAGAAAAUUAAUGAAAUUAUAGCAUCAGUAAAUGUUGUAAACCAAAUUCUAUUCACAGUUUUGGAUUCAAUAUUUGAUCAAAUCGCAAUUGAAACUGCUUCUUCUGCUGAUUACUUGAGUGGCGUUAUCACACAACAAAUUGAUCCUGCCGAUUAUCCAAUUUCUUGCAUUGCUGAAGCAUUAAUUCAAAUGUAUCAAUUUGUAUUUUCCACAUAUGGAACGAUUGUAGACACUGCUAUUGCAGCCAAAGCAAGUCUUGAAGCAAUGCCAUAA
This is a messenger RNA of Clunio marinus, 390 nucleotides long. The record is from the annotation of a GenBank genome assembly. Lineage: Eukaryota; Metazoa; Arthropoda; Insecta; Diptera; Chironomidae.